Moneuplotes crassus is the source of this 2755-nucleotide messenger RNA. NCBI's taxonomy places the organism in Eukaryota, Ciliophora, Spirotrichea, Euplotida, Euplotidae. The record is from the annotation of a GenBank genome assembly.
UAAAAAUAAUUUAAAAUGAACAAAGGUAGUUUCAAAUCAAAGAAAUCACGGAUUUCUUCAUAUAUAAAACCAACGAUUCGAAAGAAGAAGAGCAAGCCCAGAAACACUUCAGGUAGCAAAUCGACUAAAACUGCUACAAUUCGCCAUACAAGAAGUGGGCUUAGGACAAAGCCUAAGAACACCGAAGCGACCGAAAAGCGUGCAAAAUACGAUAAUAAUUAUGCCCAGCCCUUUGAAGAUUAUAACGAAAAAUUUAAAAGUCUCCAAAUAAAUGAUGAGAAUAAAGACAAUGUGACACACUCAGGUCAGAUAAAAGAAGUCUAUAGUAGGGAAAAGACAUCUGAGAGCAAUAAAUACCUCCUCCAGGCCCAAGAGAAAUCUAGAAUUUCUACGAAUUUUAACAUGGAAACUGAAAUAAUGGGUACUAUUGCAACGGAAAGAGCAGCUUCAAGAAGAGAGCCCAUGAAUGAAGUUUAUGAGGUCCCGAACAAUAUCCAUUCUAAGCAUAAAAGGAAGCAAAGUGCUAAUAUUCCUUAUAAAAUGUCUAAGCCGCAUACUAACAUCGAAAAGCUCUCUGGCGGAGACCGAAGCGAUUUGAAUUACCAACAAAAUAACCGUCAAUUUUUGAAUACUGAUGUUAUGAAUGAUGAAGAUGAAGAAUGAAAUAUUGGAGAUGAGGCCGAGGAAGCUCCUGAAUAUUGAUACAACAACACACUUAUCCAACCCAAUCCUAAUCAGAAGAGCAUCAAGAUAGGCAGUCGUGAUCGGAAUUUAAGAGGCAAUACAAUGAAAUCAGAGUCUAUUAGCCGUAGGACUUCUAAACAAAAUAAUCCUCAUCACCAGUACGGUUUCAGUACCCAACAUGAUGACAACUUUCUAAGUCUUGAGUGUGACGAAAAUUUAUACGAAGAAGACCACAUAAUUUACAACUUGGAGGAGGAAAAAGUCGGUAAUCAUCCUCCAAAAAGUAAGCAAACUUUUGUAGGGCCUCAGGCUACAAAAGAGCACCAGCACAUAAACAACCAUCAGAAUAAUAUUGCUAACGACACUAUUCCUGACUUUGGUUACAUGAGCAACCACAAGGAAGAAGAUACCAGCUCACAGUUAAGAAAUAAUCAGAUCAUUAUAAAUAAAGAGCAGCCAGAAAUCAGAACCAAGAAAAUUCCUCCGAAGAAUUGUUCAAGCAAUGACGAAAACAUGGACCCUUUCAUCUCCAUAGCCAUGAAUCCGGAAGAAGAGUCUCCAGCAAAACUUGACGAUAAGGCCCAAGAGGAUGAAGAAUUUUCUAGAAGAAUUAGCUCCAUUGCAGAACAGUAUGAUUUUAACUACGGAUUUAACCAAGGUGAGGAAAAUCCAGAAGAUAAUGAAACAGAUUUCAUGUUCGCUCAUAUUGACUGAGAUGGAAUUAUUGAUGAAGACCUCCAUAGCCAAAGCAAGUCAAGUGAUAAGAAUAAAUCUGCCAGUAUGGAAGAUGAAGAGAGUAAUUAUCACCAGUCAAAAGAGUUAAUGAAAUCGUACAGAACUAAUGAUCAAAUUGAUACUUCUCAGCAAGAAAAUUAUCAGACACAAACUGUAAAAUUGCCUAUGACAGACUUAGAAGAGCAGAGGUCACUGGCUGCUUCAAAGCUUUUGAAUUAUCUGAUAUCCAUCGAGGGAGUGUAUGCUCCAGAUCCUUCUUACUUCCAAAACAGUCAGCCUGAAAUCUCUAGCAUCAUGAGAGCAAUUCUCCUAGACUGGAUGAUGGAAGUCUGAAACGAAUUUACGCUCAAACGAGAGACUUAUUAUUACUCUGUAAAUUAUGUAGACAGAUUCCUUUCAGCCCAUUACCAUGUUAAGAAGGAAGAGCUCCAAUUAAUAGGAGUUACUUCAAUGUUUAUUGCAGCCAAAACUGAAGAGGUCUACUCGCCCAGAGUUGCCGACUUCGCAAAAAGCACAGAUAAUGGAUACGAAGUUGAGCAAAUUGUAGCAAUGGAAAAAUUGAUGAUUAAAGAGCUUGGCUGGUAUAUGACACCUCCUACUUAUUCUAUGUGGGCAAACUGGUACAUGAACCAAUGGGAUAUUUUCGUUAAUACAAACGAAUAUGCAAUGUCACAUGUUAUUAUUCAAAACUGUCCAGAUCUUACUUUCAAAUCUUCCAACCAAGCUUCAUACACAAGGUUCAGGGAGGUCAUGCAGAUAAUAGAUCUUAUUAUUUUAGAUUACAACUGCCUAAUGUACCAGGCAAGAGGGCUUGUUGUAUCAAUCAUGUUCCUAAUUCUCGGUGUUCAUUCUGAAGAGUAUGAUAUUUAAAAACAUCUGAAACGAAUUUCCAUACUCUUCAAAUGGUUUUCUCGAUAUGGAAUCAGAAUUUAAUCAAUUAUUCAUCGAAUUUAUCUACCUAAGCUUCGGAUUCCAAUUGCAUGAUUUGGCUCCAACAAUCCAGUAUGUAGCUUCCUUCAUGGACAUUCCUUUCAACUAUGAUAUGCCUAUGUGCUUCCAAAACAAGAACGCCCUCGAAGGUCACUUCGAGGAAUUUUUGAGUUACCAAACUCACCAUCCUUUAGCUCUAAAGUACAUAGAGCAAAGGAUAAACAACUCUCAAGGCUAUUAAGCAGAUUUGUUGUUAAUACAUCUUCUCCCCAGCUUCUACCCUAACGAAGCCUGAGACAUCAGAAGAUGUACCGUAAGAAAGAAGAUCAAGCUGCCCACAUCCACUUCAGUAUGUUUCUUCCUCCUUCUCAGCGGCCAAAUUAAUUUUUCUGAUCAAUUAUAGAGU